Messenger RNA from Pyrenophora tritici-repentis Pt-1C-BFP, 966 nucleotides. The record is from RefSeq and is a predicted model, not a curated record. Lineage: Eukaryota; Fungi; Ascomycota; Dothideomycetes; Pleosporales; Pleosporaceae.
AUGGCUCCUUUGACAGAGGUCACCGGUAGGGUUGAGUGGAAUGGGAAACAGGUCCCAGUUUACGAUAUGGAAACCAUCGACUUCUCGGCCAUCCUUUCACAAGAACCUGCCGAGCUCGACAAGCUUCUCCAGUGCUGCAAAGACGAAGGUUUCUUCUACCUUGACCUGAACAAUGUCGAUGGGCGUCGCUUCAUCGACGACCACCAAGAGUUAUUGAAGCUCAUGCAUCGGUUCUUCGAAGCUCCCAUCGAAGUCAAGAACGAAUACGGACUCAUCUCCCCUCAUCUUGGAUACGAACCUGUUGGCUCGCGAAAUGGAGUACUCGAGGACACAAGAGACGGCUAUGAAAUGGUCAAGGUCUCGCGUGAUGAGAUUCAGCGCGAAUCUCCCCACAUUCCACGCAACAUCAAGAAUAGUACCGACCUAAAGACCCUCGAGAACGCCAUCUCUGGCAAUAACAUCAUUGGCAAAGCCAUCUUGGCAGCUCUCUCCACAGCUUCCGGUCUCACAGGCACGAAGCGCUUCGAGAAUUUGCAUCGCAACCAUCGCCCUUCGACCAGCACCUUGUCCAUGAUGCACUACAUUCCAUCUAACCCUUCUAAAGAUGGCAACGUCGGUCACCAGAAGCACACGGAUAUCAGCUCGCUCACUAUUCUCUUCACUGAGCAAUGGGGUCUUCAGAUCCGCCCACCUGGUACCAAGGAGUUCGGCUUUGUCGAGCCCAAGCGAGGUCAGGCCAUCAUCAACGUCGGCGAUUCUCUACGAUUUGCUAGCGAACACACCUUCCAGUCAUGCAUCCACCGUGUUGUACCAUACGACUACACGGAGCACCGUUACUCGGUUGCAUACUUUCUCCGUGCCGAGGAUGAGACCAUGUUUCAAGAUAGCGAAGGCAGGGCGAAGCCUGUCACUGUGGAGAAGGGAAAUAACGAUGUCAAAGUGGCUGCUGUUGAGGUCAGCGCUUAG